This is a messenger RNA of Talaromyces atroroseus, 1302 nucleotides long. Its product is annotated as Serine/threonine-protein kinase ark1. The coding region runs from base 1 to 1302 and encodes 433 amino acids. Gene Ontology annotation, molecular function: protein kinase activity; ATP binding. Gene Ontology annotation, biological process: mitotic spindle organization; regulation of cytokinesis; protein phosphorylation. The record is from RefSeq and is a predicted model, not a curated record. Lineage: Eukaryota; Fungi; Ascomycota; Eurotiomycetes; Eurotiales; Trichocomaceae. The transcript is spliced from 3 exons. Gene Ontology annotation, cellular component: spindle microtubule; spindle midzone; chromosome passenger complex.
AUGGCGGCAGUGGCGCUCGAGGCUCGUUUCGAGCACCUGGCUAUCAAUGACGAGAACGACGUAUAUAGCAAGACAAAGUUGCGCCAAAAGGCCAAGAUUCCAACAGACACUGGUACCGCCCGUCUAUCGCACAUAUCCCGUCCGCCAAAGUACUCUGAAUCUGCUGUCCAUAGACAACAGAGCACAAACGCUAAGCAAGCGACCUCCCAGGCAGUUCCAGGGAAAGAAAGACAAUCCGCCGCGCACUUUCGAAAGCCUCUCGGCAUUAUAUCAAAUGCACCAGUCAAGACGGACAAGUACCGCGUUACGGAUGUCAAGCAACAAAACACGAUCAUCGUGCCUGUUGCUUCCCAAGUGGCCCCUAUAAGAGAUAGUCAAGCAAUCUUACGAGGGCAGAAGUCUAUUCCUACUGUAUCCUCGCGGACAUCCAGUGCAGCAGGUGCCACAGAAGAACAGCCAGCCACCAUUAUCAAGCAGCCCGUCUUCAAACAAUUCCAGCUCGGCAUGUUCGAAGUUGGUCGAUCCUUGGGCAAAGGGAAGUUUGGUCGAGUGUAUCUUGCGCGCGAACGACAGACGGGCUUUAUUUGCGCCCUCAAAGUCCUACAUAAGAACGAAAUUGUACAAGGUCGGGUGGAAAAGCAGGUGUGUCGAGAGAUCGAGAUCCAGAGUAACCUGCGCCAUCCCAACGUCCUCCGGUUCUACGGAUAUUUCUACGAUAGUAAGCGCAUAUUUCUAAUACUUGAGUAUGCCGCAAAGGGGGAACUAUACAAGCACUUGCAGAAAGCGAGACGUUUCUCGGAGUCGAGGGCAGCCCAAUACAUUGCGCAAAUGACGAGUGCCUUACGAUACUUGCAUAGCAAGCGUGUCAUUCAUCGGGAUAUCAAGCCUGAGAACAUUCUUCUCGGUAGGCAUGGCGAGCUCAAGAUGGCUGAUUUCGGCUGGAGCGUUCAUGCGCCCAGUGGUCGGCGGAUUACCAAGUGUGGAACAUUGGAUUACUUGCCGCCUGAAAUGGUUGAUCCACGGAGAUGCCAGAAUCCCUAUGAUGAGAAGAUUGACCUGUGGUCCCUGGGGGUCUUGAUGUAUGAGCUGCUGGUUGGAUCGGCGCCUUUCGAGGACACGCCUAGUAUGACGCAAAAGAGAAUUGCAAGAGGUGAUAUGAAGAUUCCUUCCUUUGUCAGCUCGGAGGCAAAGGACCUUAUCAGAAAGAGAAUUCCCUUGGAGAAGGUCCAGCAACACCCCUGGAUUAUGAAGCACUGUCUUGCUGGCGAGAAAGCUGCAAAGGCGGAAAAGUCAGACGGGUGA